This is a messenger RNA of Kickxella alabastrina, 540 nucleotides long. RefSeq names its product mitochondrial K+-H+ exchange-related-domain-containing protein. Lineage: Eukaryota; Fungi; Kickxellomycota; Kickxellomycetes; Kickxellales; Kickxellaceae. Gene Ontology annotation, cellular component: mitochondrial inner membrane. Gene Ontology annotation, biological process: proton transmembrane transport; potassium ion transport. The annotation marks the transcript as partial. The record is from RefSeq and is a predicted model, not a curated record. The transcript has a single exon.
AUGCGCAUAUUUGUCAUUCCUAUUACCCGGACGCGGUGGGCGCUGCACUGCCAUCCGACCAAUUCAGUGCCCACACGAAUUACAAAGUGGGCCAUUGUCGCCCACGACAAGUGGAGCAAGUGGAGUACGUACCCGCGCGACAGCUGGCGCGGCAAGAUAUACGCAUACGGAGAAACGCUAAUGGACAAGAUUGAUUUCCGCGAGUACUUUCUCAAAGAGAUCCCGACGAAAAGUGAGGGCGCCCUGAUGACAAAAAUGGAUAUUAUUGCGCCGAGCAUCAUUGGCCAGUCGGAGAUCCUCCAGGAGCUGCGCGCCCUGGCAGUCAUGCAGGAUCCGUACCACGGCAAAUGGAUGAAAUAUUGCUGCUAUAUGCUGCCUGUGUCGUCGUUAUUUACGCUGGUGCCUAUUAUUCCCAACUUUCCAUUUUUCUACAACCUGUUCCGCGUGUACUCGCAUUAUAAGGCGCGUCAUGGAGCUCGGCAUCUCUUGCACUUUUUGGACUCGGGCGCUUACGAGGUAGUGCAUGAUUCUGAGCUGAGC